CAACACAAAUAAACCCUUGCGAUCUGCUCGUUUAAUCUUGUACCUGGGGUUCAGAUGUAACACAGCUCACUAUCGAGUGAACGGGCAAUUUUUGCAUGUUUUUAUUAUUUUAUUGACCGCUGCAGUGGACUGAGGAUUUAUUUUUUUUUGCCAUGCCUAACUUACCUAAUCUCAACAGUUUUGGUAAACUGUGCGGCUCUGGUCGUAGCGAUGACUCUCUGGUUCUGGAUCGGGUGAAGCGCAAGAAUUCAGUGCGGAGAAUGUCUAUUAUUGAGGAUGGGAAUGUGGCCGAGGUGCUGUACCUCAUUCCUAAACAGUCCAUGAUGGAGCAACUGCCUUUCCUAAACCCUACUGAGUAUCUCAUCCUGGAGAAAAUGGCACCUCCUCAAAUGGAACCCGUGGCUCAUCCUCAGGAUCCACACCAUCCUCCAGGAAAGCUGGUCAUCCAGUGCUAUAAAUGUGGGGAGCCAUGCAAAGGAGAGGUUCUCCGGGUACAGUCCAAGCACUUCCAUAUAAAAUGUUUCACAUGCAAAGUGUGCGGUUGUGACCUGGCCCAGGGUGGUUUCUUCAUGAAGAAUGGAGAGUAUUUAUGCACGUUGGACUACCAGAGGCUUCAUGGCACUCGCUGUAACGGCUGUGGAGACUUUGUUGAAGGAGAGGUGGUCACCGCUCUUGGGAAGACCUACCACCCUACAUGUUUCGUCUGUACUGUUUGCAAACGGCCGUUUCCCGCUGGUGAUAGAGUCACGUUUAAUGGAAAAGACUGUCUCUGCCAGCGCUGCGUCCAGCCAACUUCGCCAACUUCCAAAGACAUCAGCGCCUCUAGUAACUGUGCUGGAUGUGGCAGGGAUAUAAAGAACGGUCAGGCUCUUCUGGCCUUGGACAGUCAGUGGCACCUCGGCUGCUUCAAGUGCAAAGCCUGUGGCAAAGUGCUGAGCGGAGAGUACAUCAGCAAGGAUGGUUCUCCGUACUGCGAAAAAGACUACCAGAUCCAUUUCGGCGUGCAGUGUGAGGCCUGUCACCAGUUUAUUACAGGGAAAGUGCUGGAGGCAGGAGACAAGCACUAUCAUCCAAGCUGUGCAAGAUGCAGCAGGUGCAAUCAGAUGUUCACGGAGGGAGAGGAGAUGUACCUACAGGGUUCAACAGUAUGGCAUCCAGACUGUAAGAACAACAGUAGAGUGGAAGAGAAGUACAGAGCAGCUUGGCAGCGUCCUAAAGGAAAAGCCAGUCCGUUUGAUAUCUUUUACCCUCAGUCUCAGAUUCAGAGCCAGGGCCCAGGUGGCUCUGGGCCGGGCCGGCAUCCCCUGGGCAGGCGUGAGCCCCUGCCGCCCUCAGUAACUUCUCUGCACCAAUCAGAAAGGCAGCCCACGAGGUCUUCGUCUGAGAGCAUCUGUUCGAGACCUGGUUCCAGCAUCCCUGGAUCUCCAGGUCACACCAUCUAUGCAAAAGUAGACAAUGAGAUUAUUGAUUACAAGGACCUAGCAGCCAUUCCCAGAGUCAAGGCCAUUUAUGACAUAGAGCGUCCAGACAUGAUAUCCUAUGAGUCUCUCCAUUCCACCUCCUCCACCCUGGAAAGACAAGGAAGGCACAGCCCUGGAGAGCCUGUCAGAGCCUCAGGUGGCAGUCCUACCAGAGGCAGAGCCACAACCCUGCCACAAGACCCCUCCUCAUUGUCAGCAGAAACAUCUCCAAGGACACUGUCUCCCACCCCAUCUGCUGAGGGUUGCUAUGACAUGAGGGAGCGAAUAAUACAAAGAUCCACCAGCCAGGGCUCCAUUGGCUCUCCAGUCUAUCACCGCCAUAACUACAUACCACCUCUAUCCAAGUCACCCCAGCACUUCCACAGACCAGGAAUGCUGAAGCUCUGCUCCUCUUUGCGCUCCAGCAACAGUGACACGCGCCCUACCUCCCCCUUUCGACAUCACUUCCUUCCCCAUAACAAAGAUUCUUUCUGCAUAGGCACUGAGCCAUCCAGUGGCCGGAGUUCUCCCCUUUCCUCUCGGCCGGCCACCCCGACCCUCUCUCUGACCCCUAAACAUUUCCACAUCCCAGACCAAGGCAUUAACAUGUAUAGAAAACCACCAAUCUACAAACAGCAUGAUUCAGCUGCCCUGGCAGCCCAAAGCAAGUCCGCUGAUGACAUCAUCAAAUCCUCCAAGUUCCCUGCCGCUCAUGCUCCUCGACCAGAAGAAACCGCAAAGAUCGAGACAGACUACUGGCCGUGCCCUCCGUCCCUCGCUGCUUUAGGUUCAGAUGGAAGGAGUCGAUCACGGGAUGAAGAGGAGGAAGAGCAACUGAAACGCAGACACCUUCAGGAAGAACACCUCAGCAAGAUCCAGUCUGGACUUGGGAAGCUUAUUCUGAAAGAGGAGAUGGAAAAGGAGAUGAACAGAGAGAGAUAUGUACGAAGUGUGGCUGCCCAGCGAUUUGAUUCCCAGUAUGCUAACUGCACCACAGACUCUCAAACCGUUAAAACUUCAUCUCUGCCUGGGUAUGGACGCAAUGGCCUCCAUCGGCCCCAAUCUACAGAACUCUCUCAAUACAACAGUUAUGGGGACGUUUGUGGAGGACAAAGAGAUUUCAAGCCCACCCAAGAUGCCCAAGAUUCCAUUACAAGAAUGGACAGGGGAAUGUCUAUGCCUAAUAUGUUGGAAUAUAAAGUGUACCCAUAUGAAAUGCUCACUGUCGCCAACAGAGGGCGUACUAAGCUCCCGAAGGAUGUGGACAGGACGAGACUGGAGCGCCACUUGGCUCCCGACACGUUCUUUGACAUUUUUGGGAUGGAGAUCCACGAAUUUGACAGACUUCCUCUUUGGAAGCGCAACGACAUGAAGAAGAAAGCCAAGCUCUUCUAACUAACAGAUUGUGCAUGUUUUUAAUUUAUCAGUCACUCAUAUGAUGUAUUAGAGCUAUAGUCCUCUGAUUUACUUUUCCUUUAUUUUUUAUGUUUUUGGUUUGCAUCCAGUUACAUGCACACAAAAAAAAGUUUUAUUUUGCUUCAAAAAAUAUUUUCCCAAAUCUAGAUAUUUUUAUCUUUAAACACGUGUUUGAAAAUGAGCAAAAUGCGGUGUACGUGACCCCUAGAUAGAGCAAGCAAGGAGAGCUGAUGGUGUGCCUGUGCUCAUUAAACCUGCCUCCAGGACCAGAGAGAUUUAUCCUCCUCCCUCCUGGUCUUCUUGUAAAACAGGACUGUAAUUUUUUUAGAUGGGGAACCGGGGGCUCUCAGCAGGGAUGGCCUUCUAAACAGGCCUUUAAGGUGGUGGGUUUUUAGGGAUCCCUGGUGCCCCCCUGCCGCUGCAGGCCUAACCAGAGCUUUGAAGUGCGUUAAAAGCGGGAAGUGAGAGCUACUGAAGAUCCUCCACCUGUGGAGCCGAGGUUCUGGAAAGCAUUAGAAACUAGAAUCGGCGUCUUCACCCACCAGCACUCUGCCGCCUUGUCACAGUCCUAUGAGGGUAUGUUUAAAAACGGCAGGUUUGGUUUGAUUAAAAUGUUCUCUGGUUUUAGUCGGCAUUUUGAUUUUGACAUCAAAUGGAUGUCAAGCAUUACAUUAAAAACAUGUCAAAAUCCAAAUCGAUAAACCGCUUGUGAUGCUCUUUUGACCACCAAAAUGACAACACAACAAGGAUUAUAAUUAGGGCUGCACAAUAUAUCAUUACAACAUCGAUAUUGCAAUGUGUGCAUUCCACAACUGUCGCAUCGCCAUGUCUGCAAAGUUGAAUUGGGAUGAUAGCUGAUAAGCAAUGAAGACUGUACAGCGUUUUAUUGAUUAAUCAAUCGCUAUACUGAAUAUCUGACCGCUCACUCUUCAAAAAACCAUAAAGCACUACUUAUUUCACUUUUAUCUUUGCUCUAUUUUAUUUAUUUAUGUUUGCAUUUUGCUUUAUUUACUCCAAGACUAUUUUAGUCAAUCUAAAUUAAUGAUUUCAUUCCAAAUACUGUAGAGCUGAAAUAGUAUUCACAUCUCAAUAUACAGUUGAAGUCAGAAUUAUUAGCCCCUCUUUGAAUUGUUUUCUUCGUUAAAUAUUUCCCAAAUGAUGUUUAACAGAACAAGAAAACUUUCACAGUAUGUCUGAUAAUUUUUUUUCACUGGAGUAAGUCUUAUUUGUUUCAUUUGGGCUAGAAUAAAAGCAGUUUUUAAUUUUUUAAAAAACGUUUUAGGGUCAACAUUAUUAACCCCUUUAAGCAAAUUGUUUUCUGAUUUUUUCACUUGAAAUGAGUAAUUAAAACUAUUAUGUUUAGAAAUGUGUUAUAAAAAUCUUCUCUCCAUUUAGCAGAAAUUAAAAAAAAUAAAUAAACAGGGGGACUAAUAAUUCAGGGGGGGGGUAAUAACUCUGGCUUCAACUCUAUAUAUAUUGCAGAAAGAUAAAAUAUUGCAAUGUCAGAUUUUUUCAAUAUUGUGUCCUAAUUAUAAUAUAACAAACAUUUUAUUAAUCCAAAAGCCUUAAUUACAAAUGACAAAAUUCACAUCCCUACAAUGCAUGUGAACUUGAUUUCAAUUUGAUGUCAUUUUGAUAUCAAGGUAGUCGAUUGACAAACAAUCAAUUUGCAUUUUUUAUGUGUUUUUAAUGUCGUUUUGACAUCAACAUGCCUGAUGGGGUGCAAUUGCUUUGUUAAUGCAAUAAAUGCAGUAAGUGUGAACACUGCCAUCUGAACCACAUUCAAAUGAACACGGUUUUGCUGAAAUAUGAAAGCAGCAUGGUACAAACACAUCUCAACAGACCAAAAACAGGACAUGAAGUAAAAAGAUUCAAAAAUAAGAUUACCAGUCUGCUCAAGCAUAUCUGAUUUUUUAUUGCAAACUUUUCAUACUGUCCAUAAAGGUUGAAUUCAAGUGUCAUAAAUGACUUUUUUAGCAAAUCUUAAUUGGUGGGUCUGAUGAAAGAUAAAUAAAAGCAGAUUUGUAUCUUUAAGAUUCAUUCUGAAAAAUGGCUGUGAGCACUAAGUGAACUCACGCUAUGGCUGUGUUUAUACUUGUAGUUUCAGUUUUCUUGGUAUGAAAUGACAUUUUUAGUCGUGGUUUGUUUGUCUUUUUUUAAAAAAGACAUUUUUCUGUCAUGUACUGUACUGUAUAUUAACAUAGAAUGGGCAACAUCAAAACUACGAUGAGGAAAGAAUGAAGAAAUUCUUAAGUAUUCCAGCCAUUUUUGGAACAUCAUGUCCUAAUUUGGUUCCCUUAGAUGUCUUUGGACCAAGCUGCUUUUUGAUUUCAGUAUGCAACAGAAUUGCUUAUCAGCGGUCUCGGUCCACUUGUUUAGUGUGAUCUAGGGAUAGAAACUUCAGAUUGAUACACUUUUUUAAAUGAACCACACUAACAAACCAAUCGCACCAGAGUUCAUUUUAACCCUUAAAUGCAUACUUUUGGUCUCUAGCAACCAGGCACAUCACUCACAUUACUUUUCACCUCAUUCUUGUUUUUCAGUUAAACCAAAAAAGUAUAAUUAGUAACGUGUAUAAUGGCUUAAAACUACAGAAUAGUUUAUAGUCAAUUAUAAGUGUCACUGGCAAUGGAUGGUGGAUCUGGUAAAUAAGCUAUCAGUAAUCAAAAUAUUAAUUUUGAAUAUAUAUUGAAUGAUCAUACAGAUAACAGUGAUAUUAAAAUCUGAUUUCAUCCUCAAAUCCCACAAGUUUUGCAUUAUUAUUCUAUUUAUCAGUAGAGUCCUAUGCCAUUGCAGCAGUUAAAUAUUCAUCUAUGUUUUGAUUAAGGUUCGGGUUGCAAAAGACCUGAUUAUGCAAUAAUGGUUGACAGAACAUUUAUCAACCCAGGCUCAUUUUGAAAAUGUAUACACAUUUCUCAAGACUGCCAAAUGCAUCCCAGGAGCUAUAUUUUUUUGUAGUUUUUGUUUUCGCGAAUACACCAGCGGCCGCAGUGUAUGCUUUUUUGAGAUCUCAAAUUUCUCUCGCCCGCUGUUCUUGCGUAAACCCACCAGAGGCCGCUGUCGACUGACUGUUUGACAGACUAAAUGACUGACCGAUUGACCGAUUGACUUCCUCCUUCCCUAAACCCAACCAAUAGUAUUGAUUGACCUGCCCACCCAUUUUCCUAAACCCAAGCAACAGUUUUCAAAAGCAAUACAGGAAAAGAAAACCCCUCUCCUGAUUUUUACCACGUUUUCAGAUUUUACCUCAUUCUCACCCAUUCUUUCCCCGUCGUCAUGGUCAACUCCUCUCUGCGUCUCAAUUCUGCCAACGUACAUGGCGAGCUCAUGGGAAAAACUGGUAACAGCGCGAAAGCCGUCCAUACGGAGUUAAGCAACUGGUAAGCAUAAAAAGAAACGGCCUCAUACCACCCUGUAGCAUUCAUUUUAAAAAUGAAAUUCAGCCAUACGUAGCUCUGGCUACAUAAUUCGUCAUCUCCAGAAACAUAUGUACGGCUACGUUUUCAGAAUGAGCCUAUAUUGACAUUUAUGCAUUUAAGGGUGACUCAAACCAAACCUAUCAACACACCCUAAAUAUUAAAUAUAUUUUUUUGGUCCCAAACAAACUAGCCAGAUGAACCAAAUUAAAAGAAUGAACACACACACAAAAACUAGCAUGUUCUCACCGUAGCCAAAGCCCAAAUCAGCAUCAGAGAUAAGUUCUUUAGUCUGUAAGUCAGAAGAGGCGGUGGUGAUUAUAAUUAUAAUUUAUAUGAAAUGGUAUUAUUUAUAAAAUUUAAUUUUAGUUCUUUUAAAAAAAAAAAAAAAGAUUAUGCUUCACCACUAGAGGUCAGCUGUGCAAUUAAAACAGACAUCGCCCUGCUCUGACCCCGCUUCCUCUGAAUCGGACAAUCCGUUUGUAAAAUUCAGAUUUUUUUCUGCAAUAUUUAUAACAGUGUUUUACUUUGAGUAAAGCAAGAAAAGCCUUUGAAAUGACUGCCUCAGAGGUGUUUCAAUACUGCCACUGUGUUGACGUGGGAUUGUCGGAGCUGUAGCCAUAGCAUUUGUGCCAGGUAUAGACUUGAUAUCAGGGCCGUAUCUCUGUCGUUUAUACUGCUGCCGAAUAAUGCUGUUCCCAUACACACUGUCUCAGCUUGCAGAUGUAUUAUGGGUUGCCGUUGGCUAUUAUUUCCAGCAGUUUCCUGUGUUACUAGCAGGGUUAAUGACAGAGAACUAGGACAUUUAACAGCAUUGUGCUUUUAUAGUAUCACAAAACAUACAAGUAUAACGAGUGUGAUUACUAGAAACAAACCUGUGUGUCACUUUAAAACAGAACGAAGAGAUGGUUUUGAUACCCCUACUGUGUACCUCACCUUUUUCUGUCUUUUUUGAGGGAAAGAUUUGAUGAAAAUGGUGUUUAAGCUCUGCUGAGUAAUAAAACUCUGCUUCAGAUCAUA
Messenger RNA from Danio rerio (zebrafish), 7312 nucleotides. The record is from RefSeq and is a predicted model, not a curated record. Lineage: Eukaryota; Metazoa; Chordata; Actinopteri; Cypriniformes; Danionidae.